Malassezia sympodialis ATCC 42132 is the source of this 1428-nucleotide messenger RNA. RefSeq lists its product as uncharacterized. Lineage: Eukaryota; Fungi; Basidiomycota; Malasseziomycetes; Malasseziales; Malasseziaceae. The transcript has 2 exons. The record is from RefSeq and is a predicted model, not a curated record. Gene Ontology annotation, cellular component: nucleolus; preribosome, large subunit precursor. The coding region runs from base 1 to 1428 and encodes 475 amino acids. Gene Ontology annotation, molecular function: protein binding. Gene Ontology annotation, biological process: ribosomal large subunit biogenesis.
AUGGCGAGCCUUCCUGAGAUUCGUGUCUUUGCGGGCGACGCUGUGGGUCGUCUCAAGGUUUUGUAUACCCAGAGUAAGAGAUAUGAUACCAUGGAGGUGCCAGGAUGCAAGUAUGGCGCUGGUGCAGCGUGUCAGCUGCUGGCCUGUAGCAUGCUGGCCACCGAGCCGCCCAUUUGUGUGAUUGCGCUGGCCCGCAAGAAUGGCAUUGUGGAUAUUAUCCGUGUGCCUUCAGGAGAUGAGCAGGAACAGGCCGGCGAACUGCUCGGCACAGUGCGUGAAGAGCGCAUGCGUGUUGGUGUGGAGCGCUGGGUCGGACUGCAACUGACGAAGACGUACGUGGAUGGCACUUACCGCAGCGGCCUCGUUUCCUGCACAUCUGGGGGCUUCUUCCGCUACGUACCCCUCACCGAGCUACUCAAUGGAGAGACGACGCCGGAAGCGUGGGCCUCGUCGGCGAUCACCUGGACUGUCCCCAGUCCUUUGCACCAUGUGGCGUUUUAUCCACCCCGUUCGGACACGCCGACGCAUUUUGCCUAUGGAGGGGAGCAGGUGCCCUUGUCGAUAUGGAGCCUUGCAAAAGCGCUCGAAUCAGCGCAGCAGCCGGUCCAGCCGGAGCCCUCGGAGGAGCCGUCGUCGGGCCACACCGGCAGCAAGCGCUCGGCCUCAUCCAAGUCGUCCAAGGGCCGGGGCUUGUUGCCAGGUGAGCUUUGGCGCGCCAAGAACCUGCCGAAUGACCACCUGUCCCUCCCGCGUCCGCCGCUCAUCCGCACGCUGGCGUUUGCCCCGACCGAUGCGGUGGCCGACGACGAGCUGAAGGGCAUGCGCAUUUAUGCCGGCACCAAAGAUGGCAUCGUGCGUGUGUAUGAACCCGCACAGAAGCCGCGCCCCAUCCACGAGUGGCAGGUAGGUGCGAAGGAGCAGGGCUCGCUGCGUGUGCUGCAUCUGUGUGCGUCGGAGCAGAUCCUGCUCGCGGGUGACACUUCGCGCCGACUCUCGGCGGUGGAUCUGUCUACGGGCCGCGUUCUCUUCCAAUACAAGGACAUUACCGGCACGCUCUCUGACGUACUGACUGUGCAAGAUGCGCAGGCGCAGCGCACGCUCGUGCUGAGCGCCUCACUUGAUCAUCUCGUGCGACUCUGUGAUCUAGGUGAGCCAUACGGCGAGAGACAGCGCCGCCGCGGCCAGGUCCUUGAGCAAUACUUUACAGGCGCCGACCACGCCGUAGCCCUGGCCCUGGACCCCCACCAGUCGCCGGCGCCAGUCGAAGAGGCCAGCGAUGACGAGGAGGGCGUUUGGGACACCAUGGCCGUCGUCGGUGAGAAGGUCUCGGAGACGAGUGCGCCUGACGACGACGAUGACGACGACGAUAGCGACGCAGCGCGUGCUGACGCACGGCGCGCCGAAAAGCGGCACCGCCGCGACCCAUAG